This is a messenger RNA of Pocillopora verrucosa, 6072 nucleotides long. Lineage: Eukaryota; Metazoa; Cnidaria; Anthozoa; Scleractinia; Pocilloporidae. The record is from RefSeq and is a predicted model, not a curated record.
AUGAAAGACACAGAAGAGGAAUUUACCACGUUAGCUAUCAAAAUAGGUGUAACUGUCGCCAUUUUCCUUCUCAACACUGGUUUGGCCUUGAAAGCCAUCGAGUUGUGUCAAGAAAGUUUGAUUUUAUUAAACAACGGUGAUUUAAGCGCGGACAGUCCAGUUGCCAAAUCAUUUGACGAACGCAUCCGCACCAGAGUGAAAAGGGCGUGGCUCACUCUUUGCAAUUCACCAGGUAUUGAAGAAUACCUCGAGAAACUUUUACUUCACCCUGAAGAGGAAAAGAAAUUUUGUGAAUUAGCAAUAAAUGUCAUGAAAAUGACCGGAAACAGACAAAAAGAAGCAGAGUGUUAUAGAAGACUAGGAGUGCUUCUGUGUUCCUUAAGAGAAUAUAACAAAGGGAAAGAAUAUUUGAAGAUGGCACUCGCUAUCCAAAUAAAAAUUGGCGACAGAAAUGGAGAAGCAACAAGCUACGCGAGAAUUGGAAUACUGUUCAUGUCGCUUGAAAUUGGCGACAGAAGUGGAGAGGCAACAAUCUAUGGGAGCCUCGGAACACUGUUCCAGUCGCUUGGCAAAUACGACAAGGCCCGAGAAUACCUGGAGAAAGCUCUCGCUAUCCAAAUAGAAAAUGGCGACAGACAUGGAGAGGCAGCAAUCUAUGGGAACCUCGGAAUAGUGUUCCAACGGCUUGGCAAAUACGACAAGGCCCGAGAAUCCCUGGAGAAAGCUCUCGCUAUCCAAAUAGAAAAUGGCGACAGACAUGGAGAGGCAACAAGCUACACGAACCUCGGAAUAGUGUUGAUAUUGCUUGGCAAAUACGACAAGGCCCAACAAUACCUGGAGAAAGCUCUCGCUAUCCAAAUAGAAAUUGGCGACAGAAAUGGAGAGGCAACAAACUACACGAACCUCGGAACAGUGUUCCAGUCGCUUGACAAAUACGACAAGGCCCGAGAAUACCUGGAGAAAGCUCUCGCUAUCCAAAUAGAAAUUGGCGACAGAAAUGGAGAGGCAACAAGCUACACGAACCUCGGAACAGUGUUCCAGUCGCUUGACAAAUACGACAAGGCCCGAGAAUACCUGGAGAAAGCUCUCGCUAUCCAAAUAGAAAAUGGCGACAGACAUGGAGAGGCAACAAGCUACACGAACCUCGCAACCCUGUUCCAGUCGCUUGGCAAAUACGACAAGGCCCGAGAAUACCUGGAGAAAGCUCUCGCUAUCCAAAUAGAAAUUGGCGACAGUCAUGGAGAGGCAAAAAGCUACGGGGGCCUCGGAACAGUCUUCCAAUCACUUGGCAAAUACGAAAAGGCCCGAGAAUACCUGGAGAAAGCUCUCGCUAUCCAAAUAGAAAUUGGCCACAGAAAUGGAGAGGCAAAAAGCUACGCAAACAUUGGAAUACUGUUCAUGUCGCUUUACAAAUAUGACAAGGCCCGAGAAUACCUGGAGAAAGCUCUCUCUAUCAAAAUAGAAAAUGGCGACAGAAAUGGAGAGGCAACAAGCUACACGAACCUCGGAACAGUGUUCAUAUCGCUUGGCAAAUACGACAAGGCCCGAGAAUACCUGGAGAAAGCUCUCGCUAUCAAAAUAGAAAUUGGCGACAGAAAUGGAGAGGCAACAGGCUACACGAACCUCGGAACACUGUUGGAAUCGCUUGGCAAAUACGACAAGGCCCGAGAAUACCUGGAGAAAGCUCUCGCUAUCAAAAUAGAAAAUGGCGACAGACAUGGCGAGGCAACAAUCUAUGGGAGCCUCGGAAAAGUGUUCCAGUCGCUUAGCAAAUACGACAAGGCCCGAGAAUACCUAGAAAAAGCUCUCGCUAUUCAAAUAGAAACUGGUGACAGAAAUGGAGAGGCAGCAAGCUACGGGGGCCUCGGAACAGUCUUCCAAUCGCUUGGCAAAUACGACAAGGCCCGAGAAUACCUGGAGAAAGCUCUCGCUAUCCAAAUAGAAAUUGGCGACAGAAAUGGAGAGGCAGGAAGCUACGGGGGCCUCGGAACAGUGUUUAUAUCACUUGGCAAAUAUGACCAGGCCCGAGAAUACCUGGAGAAAGCUCUCGCUAUCCGAAUAGAAACUGGCGACAGAAAUGGAGAGGCCAGAAGCUACGUGAACCUCGGAACACUGUUCGAAUCGCUUGGCAAAUAUGACAAGGCCCGAGAAUACCUGGAGAAAGCUCUCGCUAUCCAAAUAGAAAUUGGCGACAGAAAUGGAGAGGCAACAAGCUACGGGGGCCUCGGAACAGUCUUCCAAUCGCUUGGCAAAUACGACAAGGCCCGAGAAUACCUGGAGAAAGCUCUCGCUAUCAAAAUAGAAACUGGCGACAGACAUGGCAAGGCAACAAUCUAUGGGAGCCUCGAAAAAGUGUUCCAGUCGCUUAGCAAAUACGACAAGGCCCGAGAAUACCUAGAGAGAGCUCUCGCUAUUCAAAUAGAAACUGGCGACAGAAAUGGAGAGGCAGCAAGCUACGGGGGCCUCGGAACAGUCUUCCAAUCGCUUGGCAAAUACGACAAGGCCCGAGAAUAUCUGGAGAAAGCUCUCGCUAUCCAAAUAAAAAUUGGCGACAGAAAUGGAGAGGCAGAAAGCUACGGGAGCCUCGGAACAGUGUUUAUAUCGCUUGGCAAAUAUGACCAGGCCCGAGAAUACCUGGAGAAAGCUCUCGCUAUCCGAAUAGAAACUGGCGACAGAAAUGGAGAGGCCAGAAGCUACGUGAACCUUGGAGCACUGUUCUUAUUGCUUAGCAAAUACGACAAGGCCCGAGAAUACCUGGAGAAAGCUCUCGCUAUCCGAAUAGAAACUGGCGACAGAAAUGGAGAGGCCAGAAGCUACGUGAACCUCGGAGCACUGUUCGCAUUGCUUAGCAAAUACGACAAGGCCCGAGAAUACCUGGAGAAAGCUCUCGCUAUCCAAAUAGAAAUUGGCGACAGAAAUGGAGAGGCAAAAAGCUACGGGGGCUUCGGAACAGUCUUCCAAUCGCUUGGCAAAUACGACAAGGCCCGAGAAUACCUGGAGAAAGCUCUCGCUAUCAAAAUAGAAAUUGGUGACAGAAAUGGAGAGGCAAUAAUCUACAGGAACCUCGGAACAGUCUUCCAAUCGCUUGGCAAAUACGACGAGGCCCGACAAUACCUGGAGAAAGCUCUCGCUAUCAAAAUAGAAAUUGGUGACAGAAAUGGAGAGGCAACAAGCUACGAAAACCUCGGAACAGAGUUCAUACUGCUUGGCAAAUGUGACAAGGCCCGAGAAUACCUGGAGAAAGCUCUCGCUAUCCAAAUAGAAAUUGGCGACAGAAAUGGAGAGGCAGCAAGCUACCGGGGCCUCAGAACAGUCUUCCAAUCGCUUGGCAAAUACGACAAGGCCCGAGAAUACCUGGAGAAAGCUCUCGCUAUCCAAAUAGAAAUUGGCGACAGAAAUGGAGAGGCAGCAAGCUACCGGGGCCUCAGAACAGUCUUCCAAUCGCUUGGCAAAUACGACAAGGCCCGAGAAUACCUGGAGAAAGCUCUCGCUGUCCAAAUAGAAAUUGGCGACAGAAAUGGAGAGGCAGCAAGCUACGGGGGCCUCGGAACAGUCUUCCAAUCGCUUGGCAAAUACGACAAGGCCCGAGAAUACCUGGAGAAAGCUCUCGCUAUCCAAAUAGAAAUUGGUGACAGAAAUGGAGAGGCAACAAUCUACAGGAACCUCGGAACAGUCUUCCAAUCGCUUGGCAAAUACGACGAGGCCCGAAAAUACCUGGAGAAAGCUCUCGCUAUUCAAAUAGAAACUGGCGACAGAAAUGGAGAGGCAGCAAGCUACGGGGGCCUCGGAAGAGUCUUCCAAUCGCUUGAAAUUGGCAACAGAAGUGGAGAAGCAACAAUCCACGGGGGCCUCGGACCACUGUUCAUAUCGCUUGGCAAAUAUGACAAGGCCCAAGAAUACUUGGAGAAAGCUCUCGCUAUCCAAAUAGAAACUGGCGACAUAAAUGGAGAGGCCAGAAGCUACAUGAACCUUGGAGCACUGUUCGCAUUGCUUAGCAAAUACGACAAGGCCCGAGAAUCCCUGGAGAAAGCUCUCGCUAUCCAAAUAGAAAAUGGCGACAGUCAUGGAGAGGCAAUAAGCUACUCGAGCCUCGGAGCACUGUUGACAUCGCUUGGUAAUUAUGACAGGGCCCGAGAAUACUUGGAGAAAGCCCUACAUAUUUUCAGGAGAAUUGGCAAUAGAGAAGGAGAGGUAGGCACUUUAGGAAACCUUGCAUCUUUGUUUCUGUACCUCGGUAAAUAUUUGAAGGCUAACGAUAUUUCGGAGAGGUUGAACGCGAUUUCGAGGGAAAUCGACUUAAAAGAAGGACAAGCAGGGCAUUUCGAAUGCCUUGGGAUAAUUUCUCAUAAGCGUGGUGAGUACGACAAUGCUCUAGAAUAUUACAAGAAAGCCCUUGAAAUUUACAUGGAUAUUGGCAUAAAAGAAGGUGUUGCUGUCAGUUACGCAGAUAUAGCAUUGUGUUUCCGAUCGCUCGGUAAAUAUGACAUGGCCGAGGAAUACCUUAAGAAGGCUCUCCUACUAAGCAGGGAUAUUGGAGACACCUUACUUGAGUUUAAAUGCCUUCUUGGUCUAACGGUGUUGAAGGUAUCACAAUUUGAUCUUAAAGAAGCCUUUUCGUUUCUUUUCCAAAGCAUUGAAAUGUUUGACACUUUGCGAGGAUCUCUUAAAGACAACGAUGAGUUUAAAACAUCACUUUUGGAGAGGCACGGCGUCUUUCCCUACGAGUUACUCAGUUGUUUGCUUUCUUCCGAGGCAAAGCCACAAGACGCCCUCUAUGUCGAGGAGCUGAGACGGGCGAGGGGCUUAGCCGACUUGAUGGCAGCUAGGUACUCUGUUGUAGAGCAGAUCUCAGGCGAUCCAAAAUCAUGGUAUGGGAUUCAAAAUAUUGUCGCAAAGGAAACUGACUGUGCAUGCCUCUACAUUUCUGUUGGAGAAAAGUAUAUGCGCUACUGGAUUCUCAAAGCAACAGGGGCUGUUCUCUUUUCAGAUGAGGAAGUGAGCCUGGACAAAAACGUGGUGACCGGAUUAGUCCCUCCCUUGGAUGAGUUUUUUACGGAAAGCUUUCGUGGCCUUGGCAUUUUACCCCAACAGAAUUGCGAAGAUCGAUCUCUAGAUGACACUGAAUCGGUGUCACUUGACCAUGAAAAUCACCCGCUCUGGCGCGAUUGUGAUGACAAAGGUAUCAAGACAAAUCUUCACUUGUGCUACAAGAUAAUCAUCGCUCCUGUGGCUGCUUUACUGAAGGAGCCCGAAAUUAUCAUUGUCCCUGAUUCCUGUAUGUACCAGGUACCAUUUGCGGCUUUAACUGACGAUGGAGGAAACUUUGUAUCAGAGACAUUCAGGUUACGCAUCGUUCCCUCUUUGACGACUCUCAAGCAUAUUCAGGACAGUCCCCCACAUUAUCACAGUCAAACAGGUGCACUGAUAGUGGGUGACCCUCGGGUUGGAGAGGUGAUUUACAAGGGAAGACGCAUGAAUAUAACACGAUUGCCAUGUGCAAGAAAGGAAGCAGAGAUGAUUGGAAGACUUCUUGGUGUGACACCUUUGAUUGGAGAUCGCGCGACAAAGCAGGCUGUACUUCAAGCAAUACAUUCAGUUAGUCUGAUCCAUCUAGCUGCUCAUGGUGAUGCUGAAAGAGGAGAGAUUGUCCUUUCCCCAGAGUGUCCCGCUGACUAUGUUCCACGAGAAGACGCCUACCUCUUGACUAUGGCGGACAUUUCACGAAUUAAGCUGCAAGCUAAACUGGUUGUGCUUAGCUGCUGUCACAGUGCACGUGGACAGAUUAAAGCCGAGGGAGUUAUUGGAAUCGCUCGAGCGUUCUUAGGAUCCGGUGCUCGCUCAGUGUUAGCGGCACGGUGGGCUUUAGAUGACACAGCCACAGAGAAGUUCAUGACUUGUUUCUACGAGCACUUGUUCCGCGGUGAAAGCGCCAGUGAAUCUCUUCACGAGGCCAGGAAAUGGAUGAGAAACAAUGGCUUUGUGGAAGUCUCCAAGUGGGCUUCUUUUAUGCUGAUUGGCGACAACGUGACAUUUGAUUUUGCAAAUUGGCCUGUGUCUACUUCAACCAAAUAG